Molecule: messenger RNA, 1087 nt
Organism: Xenia sp. Carnegie-2017
Lineage: Eukaryota; Metazoa; Cnidaria; Anthozoa; Malacalcyonacea; Xeniidae
Exons: 1
Coding region: 170-958 (262 amino acids)
Source: RefSeq, a predicted model, not a curated record
UCUUCUGUGCUUCCAUUUUGUCUCGUGCCAGUUUUAGGAGCAUAUCUCUUGAAAACAGAUCAAAUUUCUGUUGCACAGUUUUGCUUUUCGUGUUUAAUACCGCUGCCCUUCUGUUGUUUUUGGUCGUAUUUGCUUGUGAAAAAUUACAUCAAUCGCAAACGUGGCCUAAAUGAAUCACAAAAGCCUUCAUUUUCUCGUUUUUUACAAUAAUCAUUUUCAUACACGUCGCCCACGUAGAAAGCACCAGAAGAGCAAAGCACUUUCCAAUGAAAGUCAAAUUGACAAUAAAAACUCGAAUGGUGACAUCAAAUUUCAAAACCAGUUAGGGCGUCAAUGUUACCCUGAAGAAGAAAAUGAGUUAUUGAAUGAUAAUUGUAAAGUGGAAAGUGAUGAAGAUAGAGCAAAUAGAUAUGGAGAUGGUAAUUCUGAGAGACCUCAAGGAAAUAAAGAAUACCACCAGGAUGAUGAUAAAGCAAGCGUACUUAGAGUGCUUCUUGCUCCAUUUCGUAACCACGAGGCUUUCCUCUGUUUUCCUCAAUCCAAGAUACCAUGGGAAGGAUUUUUGGUUUUUCGAAGACUUGUCAUUAUUCUUGUGUUAACGUUUGUACAAGAUAACAGGGUAAAGAUGAUCCUUGCCUUAACAAUAUGUGUCGCCAUUUUGGUUUUUCAUACGUAUGCGAAACCUUUCGUGAACCCUCGUGACAACGUCAUCGAAUCAUUUUCCCUCUCUGUUCACGUGAUUUUGUGUAGUUUGAUAUUAGUCAAAUGUGUCUACUAUGGAGAAGAUCUGUCGCCCUCUUCCGACAGUCAAAGUAUUAUUCGAUUAUUUGACAUGAUCCAGAAUUUUUUGGUGAUCACUCCUGUCAUAAUAUUGAUGCUGGUUUUACUGUUGUCGAUCUUUGGAAGACUGUUAAUAGUGAUUCGAAAGUGCCUUCACGUUAUUCAUCAAAGCUGCUAAUUGGUUAAUGGCUAUUAAUACUUUAUUGUUAAUCGUUGUAACUGCUAUAAAUUAUUUGUUCAUGUUGACGUUUUUCAGUUUUUUCAUUCGCUUAGGUAUCAAUUAAUUUCUUUGAUAGUUUUUACAUAA